AUGAAAUUCGUAUCAACUUAUGCUAUUACACAUGUCACAACAAAUUUAAUUACACCGAUUCUUUUGGGUAAUGAUUGGAUUAAUUCGAAUCAUGUGCAUCUCUUUGGCGACCAGAAACAAUUAACUAUUCCUGAUCAACAUGGUCAAUUAAUUUCAAUUCCAUACGUGGAGCCUGCAUUUAUUAAUUAUCCAGCUCUAUUAGUUCAUCAAAUUACUAUUCCUCCAUAUUCACAAACAUUAGUUGAUAUUCCAUGUCCAGUUGAUGAUGCUAAUAAUUUUAUAUUUGAACCGUAUGAACGAUAUAUACCAAGACUUAUUUUCAUACCACACACAUUAUUGAACAUUAAUAAACAUCAAGCCAAGGUACUACUUAUCAAUGCUCAAGAUCAACCACAAAUCUUAUGA
Molecule: messenger RNA, 405 nt
Organism: Rotaria socialis
Lineage: Eukaryota; Metazoa; Rotifera; Eurotatoria; Philodinida; Philodinidae
Source: the annotation of a GenBank genome assembly